Messenger RNA from Vicia villosa (hairy vetch), 1159 nucleotides. RefSeq names its product zinc finger protein CONSTANS-LIKE 4. Gene Ontology annotation, cellular component: nucleus. Gene Ontology annotation, biological process: regulation of flower development. Gene Ontology annotation, molecular function: protein binding. The record is from RefSeq and is a predicted model, not a curated record. The coding region runs from base 39 to 875 and encodes 278 amino acids. Lineage: Eukaryota; Viridiplantae; Streptophyta; Magnoliopsida; Fabales; Fabaceae. The transcript is spliced from 4 exons.
CCAAAAAACCAAACACAACAACUUUUCCUAUUCCACUUAUGCCCUUAUCUCAAUCUCCCAUGGCUUCUUCAAUCCCUCACCACUUCUAUCCAAACUACACUCCUGAUUUCACAGCAAACCAAGGCUUGAUGUCUUCAUCUAUCAUGGACAAUAAUACUAUGAUGUGGGGUUGUCAAGAAAAUAUCAUGCCGGUUUUCGAUAAUUAUGGGACAUAUGAUCAGAUUGUUUCACUUGAUUGUGAUGCUAUGUCUUCUGGUACUUGGGUUCCGAAUUUUGCUGAGCAACAAGAUUUUGCGGUUCCGGCGUUGUUAUCGGAUUGUAAAGUCGGAUUCUAUGGUGGAGGGUUUCAGAAUUUUAAUGGAAGAUAUAGUAAUAAUAAUAAUCAGCCUCAUGUUGGUCAUGAGUUUGUAGAUGAUCAAUGUUGCGGUUUUGUUGAUGAUAUUAAACCACCUCCAGCAAUUUUUCCAAAUGUUUCAAGAGAAAAUUGGGGGAUUCAAGGUAAUCAAAUAGCAGCAGUUGAAGAACCAAACAUAAAAGUAGGAAGGUACUCAGAAGAAGAAAGGAAAGAAAGAAUUCUUCGAUAUUUGAAGAAAAGAAAUCAAAGAAACUUCAACAAAACCAUCAAGUAUGCAUGUCGGAAAACUUUAGCUGAUAGAAGAGUGAGAGUGAGAGGAAGGUUUGCAAGAAACAAUGAAAUAUGUGAAGAAGAACACAUGGCCACAAAAAAGCUUGAGAAUCAUCAUGAUCAUAUUAAUGAAGACUUUUAUGGUUCUGAUUCAUUUCAGUUCCAGUUAAAGAAUGAAGAGGAGGAUUGGCUUCAAGAAGCCAUGGCAAGUUUGGUGUAUUUAUCUCAUUCAUCACCAGAAGAUAUGUGACUGAAUUAAUUAGCAUCAACAACAAUUCUACAUAUGAUUACUACAUAGCUCUUGUGAUUAAUUAUGGGAUUAAUUGAUUUCUCACAAGGUUUAAUUAAUUAAGCUAGCUAGUGUGAAAGGUGAAUAGGAAGAGAGAAAUUUUACUAGCUAGCAGCUAGUAAUUAUAAAUUAAGUGUAUUAUUAUGUUACUUAAUUUUUCUUUGAUAAUUAAUUAAGUACGUAGAUAUGUAAACUCUAAUUGCAUGGCAGUGUAAUAACCAUGUGUUAAAGAUUUAUUUUUUUAA